AUGUGGAUUUCUAGAGAUGAUUAUAACCAUGAUCAACCCGGUACGCCGCAGGCCCGCGUGAGCACCAUUUCGGAGGUUGUGCCCAUGGAUGGAACCACUCUGACUACCUCUAUAGCUACGCCCAAUGUUGGUAACCUUAGUGUUAACAAGUCUUCCCGCGUUCACAUUGGUCCGAAGUUUGUUUCUGUAACGCAAAAUCUACAAAACACCGAGGUGGUUAAAGGCCGUUUCCUGGGCCUAGAAUUGGUGUCGUCAAAGCGUGCUAGAAGGCUGCGUUGUAGCGUGGCUGUCUUCGUGUGUUGGGCCUUCCUAGUAGCCUGUGGGCUCGCCAUAUACCUCAUUUGCGUCGCCUUGCCAAGGCAGCAGACUCGUCUAAACAUAGGUUUAAAGGAGACGUGGUACCUGCGCCGGGGUGACUGGCAGGCGAUGCCUCCAUAUGAAAUAAAUUUUCUAAAGCUACCGCUGUCUUAUGUCAUCAUCGGCCACGCUGCAUCCAAUUACUGCAAUCAACUGUACUCUUGCAUAGAGCAAAUGCUUGUUAUACAACAAGCAUAUUUGCGAAGAGGAAUGGCCGACAUCGGUCCUAAUUUCCUAGUAGGCGGAAAUGGAUACGUUUUUGAGGGUAGAGGUGCAAAUGUCAUUGGUGCUAUGGUGACUUCUUGGAACGUCAAGAGCAUCACAAUAAUGUUUAUGGGAAAUUAUGUUUUAGAUAUGCCGGAUCAGGCACAGUUUGAUCAUAUAAACAUCCUCUUAGAUGUCUUAGUAAAAGAACAAGUGCUGCGAUCAGACUACACUGUGUAUGGCCAGUGUCAAGUACGACCGGACACAUAUGCCCCCGGUCGACAUAUAACGGAGAGAAUGAAAUACUUUCUCCAUUGGAACCCUCAUAACAUAAGUGGAUGCUUAAGUUGA
Molecule: messenger RNA, 912 nt
Organism: Parnassius apollo (apollo)
Lineage: Eukaryota; Metazoa; Arthropoda; Insecta; Lepidoptera; Papilionidae
Source: the annotation of a GenBank genome assembly